AUGGAACAUCUCAAUUUGUAUAGACGAAUCUUCAAUAGAUCUGAAGCCCCAAACGUUGAUGUUCUAGUCGAGGAAGAUUUUCGCAAGUACAAUCUCACUGAUUUCUUCGGUGGAAUUUGGCUUACAAGUCCGGACAAUGUGAAGGAACUCACGUUGAAUGAUGUUUUACUUGAUUUUUGGAGUCAAAGCACGAGUUCAACUCCUCGAAACUCAUUUGACGUUUUUUGCGUCGCAGACGGAGGCGGAAUACCAGCAACCACAGAAAAUUCAAAGUGGUUGAAUCAACUUAUCCGAUUUGCAGCUUUUGCGUCUGGAGGAGCAAACGGUCCAGAAAAUCCCUUCGAAGAUAGAGACGCAUCAUCUUGGACCCUUUGUAUUGUGGGUUCUCAAGAACUCAACUCGACGCUCAGAUUUCUUCAGGUCGCUAGCUGGGAUACAAAGGUUUUCCGAUACUACGGGAGAGACAGUUUGCAGUUGGAAGGAAUUUCAGAGGGCGGACAAAAGCAAGGAUGGGUUUACCAAGGAGUGUCCACCGAGGCUUUCAGCGACGAAUCUUAUCUUGGCCCUUUCAAUGGUCAUGUCAAUGGGGGUUUGAUCAUGAAGGAAAUACAUAAACCUUGGUUACAUUGGAUGACGGACGCAAACGAUCCAACACCGAAUUUCACAGACACGACCAAAGAGGCUCUGAGUAAAGUAUUCGCUCCAUAUCUGUCAGAUUCAACUCCGCUAUCUAAAGUCAAUAGUGCAGACAAUAUGGAACCCUACAUUACAGAUGGCAUUAGUGCCUGGUUUACGUCACGCUGGAAGAUGGAUUUCCUUGACGCCAAGAGGCAGCCUCUCCCUAAGGUCAAGGGCUUAAAACGAUGGAUGGCUCAUAUUCUGCUUACCACUUCCAUCAACAUUCAAACAGCUCUACCUUUUCAGAAUCAAUGGCUGAUGCCAGCAAACAACGUUCUCAACUUUGAAUUGCUGAGUCAAGGAGAUCCGACUGAUAUUUGGCCAAUGGUGGAGAACGAUUCCUUCCCGUUCUCGAAGGCGUUGUAUGACAACGCAGUCAAAAACGACCCUCAACUGGCACUCAUAACAAAUGUUGAUACAGAUAAUGUGCCAGCAGGGUACACCGCAUUUUCUCUCGAUAGUAGCACGAUUGCUUCCAGCGAUCCCAAAGCAUCUAACUUACCCCCAAUUUCAUUCAUUCAGGUCGCAGCAGGGGAGGGAGAUCAAGGCACAUUUACGAUUCUGCAUCCAUCGUUAGAAGAUGCAAAGGGUGCGCAUCUUCUGAUGACAGACAUUCAGAAAAAGUUCACAUUACUUUCGAAAGAGACAUACAACGCCAUGAUUAUGGUAGAUCCCUGGAACCCAUUGUACUCUUGGAAGCGUGGUGUACUCUUGCAAUACGUUCCGGAUGAAGCCACCUACAAUGCCUCCACAAAAUCAUACGAUAUGGAGAAGAGUUUUAUUGAUGCCGUGAAUACUAGUCCUCGAAUGAAGGAUCCAACAAGUCCGGAGUACGAGUUCAUUCGGAAUCUUUCUAGACCCACAAGUUUUUUCUCCGCUAUGAUGAGCAGUUAUAUUUCGAAGGUUCAAAAACGUUUGAAGACACAAGACGGGAUAUCGGACUAUCUCAAAUUAGCAGAGUCAAGACGUCGCAUCUACAGGCCUCUCCCUCUCGACGAAUUUGCUUUUACUUUACCAUGGGCUUUGUCAUGGAAGUACAGUAAACCUCUAGAGAUGACUUCUGAAGGAGCGAUUCAAGAUAUUGAUGUUCGAGGGCAAAAGUUCUUCGCCACAUGGAUUGGAGCAUUGCGAACCGCAAACCCUAUGCUUAUUCCCCGCGCCGAUGCCGAUGAUCAGGACGAUUUAGCGGUACUGGAAAAUCUUCACGCUGUUGCUCUUGCUACAAAAGAUUCUCAGAGUUUGAAUUUUCAAGAAUCUGGGAUGAGAUUGUUGCCUAAAGCAUGCGGAGCUAGCACACGGUGA
Glarea lozoyensis ATCC 20868 is the source of this 1980-nucleotide messenger RNA. RefSeq lists its product as uncharacterized. Bases 1 to 1980 code for a protein of 659 amino acids. Lineage: Eukaryota; Fungi; Ascomycota; Leotiomycetes; Helotiales; Helotiaceae. The record is from RefSeq and is a predicted model, not a curated record. The transcript is spliced from 5 exons.